AUGGCAGGCAUCUUGCUUUUACUCCUCGUACCACUACUGGUCUUUCUAUAUAUCCGGACAAAUGACCGCAAGCUCUCGAGCUUGCCGGCAGAGGUUAUUGCGACCUCUCCGAAACGGUGGACGAAGGAGGAAGUCAAACAGACAGAGGCUGCGUUGGUCGGCGCACCACCAUCGCUGCUGAGCGGACAGCUCCUACCAAAGACCGGUAGGAGAUACAUCGUGGUGGGCGGGGCAGGAUUCUUGGGCGGCUGGAUCGUGGUGCACUUGCUCGCUCGAGGCGAGGAUCCUCGCCGAAUUCGCGUGCUGGACAUCCGGGCGCCCGUCCGCAAGGACCUCACCGAAGGCGCUGCGAAGGACGUUGACUUCCUGCGAGUGGACAUGUCGGACGCGCAAGCGGUCGACGCUGCGUUUACCAAGCCAUGGCCAACAGAUUCGCGUGCAUCAGGCGAGCCUGAGCCUGAGCUGACCGUAUUCCACACCGCCGCGAUCAUCCGUUUCUAUGAGCGUCACCCCGACUUGCUGCGGUUCUCGGACAAUAUCAAUGUGAAGGGCACACAGAACAUCCUUGACGCAGCGCGUCGGGUUGGCGCGUCUACGCUCGUGUACACGUCCUCCGGGUCGAUCUCUGUACGGCGCACGCGAUUCUGGCUUUGGCCGUGGGAGAUGCAGCCAGGGUAUUUCGUACAAGCGAUCAACGACGACGACAGUCUUAUUCCAAAGCAGCACGACCAUUUCUUCUCCAACUACGCCGUCUCGAAAUCCCGUGGGGAGCAGCUCGUGCGCGCGGCAGAAAAGUCGCCCUCGGGCAGUGGCGUGCUCCGGACGGGGUGCAUCCGCCCGGGGAACGGGAUUUAUGGCCCAGGUGGCGACAUCCUCAUCGGACUUUACCUCGCCCAGAAGAAGAAUAUGACGUGGAUCGCCAACAUCAUGUCCUCGUUCGUCUUCGUUGAGAACUGCUCGCUCUCUCACCUUUGCUAUGAGCAGCGCCUGAUCGAGCUCCAGCGUGGGUCCGCACACCCGGACAUCGGUGGGCAGGCGUUCUGCGUCGCUGACGCAGGUCCGACAACGACGUACGGCGAGAUCUAUGACGCGCUCACGCUUCUCACCAAGGGCGAGGUGUCAUUCUACCACCUCUCGCCGACGACGAUGCUCGCUCUCGCCCAUGUCGUGGAGGCGUACUACGUUGGACGCCAUUUCCUCAUGCAAUCCCCGUUUGCAUUCCUCGGACGAGUCAUCCCGCCCUUGACCGGCGAUAUCGUGCUGUUGCAGCCCACCCUGUUCGCUCUCACCAACAUUCACCUCCUCUUUGAUGACUCUCGUGCACGCGCACCGCCCGAGAAAGGCGGUCUUGGAUACAAUGGUGGCAUCACGACGUUGCAGGGAGUAUGCAAGGUUUAUUUGGAGCACUUGAACGGCGGGGUGUUGCAGCGCUCUAUCAACGCGCAUUCUGACGUGGACCACGAAUUCAAUCCCGCGAGGGCAGAGAAAGGCGUGGAAGAGAUCGUAAAGAAGGUCGAAAAAAGCGUUGAGAAGGGCGAGAAGCUCCUUUCAAACGGGAUCCACCGUGCUGCCAAUGCACUGAACUCGAAGUGA
Sparassis crispa is the source of this 1593-nucleotide messenger RNA. RefSeq names its product NAD(P)-binding protein. The transcript is spliced from 2 exons. NCBI's taxonomy places the organism in Eukaryota, Fungi, Basidiomycota, Agaricomycetes, Polyporales, Sparassidaceae. The coding region runs from base 1 to 1593 and encodes 530 amino acids. The record is from RefSeq and is a predicted model, not a curated record. Gene Ontology annotation, biological process: steroid biosynthetic process. Gene Ontology annotation, molecular function: 3-beta-hydroxy-Delta5-steroid dehydrogenase (NAD+) activity.